Papilio xuthus (Asian swallowtail) is the source of this 937-nucleotide messenger RNA. The record is from RefSeq and is a predicted model, not a curated record. Lineage: Eukaryota; Metazoa; Arthropoda; Insecta; Lepidoptera; Papilionidae.
CCUGUAGCAUAGCGGAGGCGACCGCGUGCCAACAUACUUCCUUGUAUUUAACACCGCCAUUGUUAAAAUGAUAUCUGUCAUUCUCAGAUGAUUUGUGCAUUUAACUGGUGUAAACUCUAAAUAAGAAUUUCGUAAAUAUGCCGUACAUCAUGAUAAUGGGCAGCCUCAGUGCUCAGCAUCUAUCGAAGGAUGAAGGUGCAACUGUGUAUGGAUUAAAAAGUGAUGAACGAGCCACUUUAGUUCGGGAGUUGAACUCGUCCUUUGGUAUGGCGGUAGCGACAUCAUCAGACUUGGAGCGUACAGUACGUGUAACCCAAAAGGGACUGACUUUAAUGGUCGUGAACCGUCUCCACGGUCUGUUCGGAUACGACGUGGUGUCCCAUGCUAUGGCCAUGACGAACGCCAAUCGGGAACUCAUCUCGUUCACCAUGUAUAAGAAGUCGAGCCCCAACUCACACGGGCAUGGCCACAGCCAUUCCUCACACAAGCAGCAUUCCCAUAGCAGUGUUGUCACCCUAUAAUCUAUUUUGUAAGUGGAUAUAGAAUGACGACACACUUGUAUUAUAUAUUGCCAUCCCUUUCAUUCUCUUUAAGAAAACAGAGACUGCACAUGUGUUACUGCACUCGAAAACUACGGUAUAAUCUGUUAAUGUUAUUACGUUUAUUUGGCACUAUAAGUUUCUAGUACUAAAAUAUCUUUACAAUAAAAUAUUGUUUUUCCUCCCAUUGCAAAACAGAGACACCUUAUGUGUUUGUACGAAUGUACAAAUUCGCGGUUACCUAUUACAGUUAAAACAGGAAUAUCAUAAAAUGUCAUCUAAAUUGGUAAACUUGUAAAUUAUAAUGGAAUCUCUUUAUUAUAAAACUUUUAUAAGGCUUUAUGUGAUUAAUUGCUAUUAAUAGUAUAGGAGACCGUGGUAGGUCGACCUUCACCCAU